AUGCAUUCUCGUCAUUUAUUAAGACUGACUUCAGUCACCAAACGUACACUAUCGACUAAGCCAUACGAUGAAACAAUUAGAAAUCUAUUAUGUCCAAAGGAUACCCGUGUGAUCUUUCAAGGUUUUACAGGGAAACAAGCUACUUUCCAUGCUCAAUUAUCAAUGGAUUAUGGGACGCAAGUCGUGGGAGGUACAAAUCCGAAAAAAGCAGGUCAAUUACAUUUGGAAAAACCUGUCUUUGCUACAGUUAAAGAUGCAAUUAAACAGACUCAAGCAAACGCAUCAGCAAUUUUUGUCCCACCGCCAAUUGCCGCAAAGGCUAUCGAGGAAGCUAUUGAUGCUGAAGUACCAUUAAUUGUUUGUAUUACAGAGGGGAUCCCUCAGAAAGAUAUGUUAUAUAUAUCUGAAAUGUUACAUUCUCAAGGGAAAUCAAGAUUAGUCGGGCCUAAUUGUCCAGGUAUUAUCAACCCAUCGACAAACGUUAGAAUAGGGAUUCAACCAACUUCAAUCUUUAAACCAGGGAAGAUUGGUAUUAUCUCUAGAUCAGGUACUUUAACUUACGAAGCAGUUCAACAGACUACAAUCCAUGGUUUAGGUCAAUCCUUAGUAGUAGGCAUGGGUGGCGAUGCAUUCCCAGGUACUGAUUUUAUUGAUGCUUUGAAAUUAUUCUUAAAUGAAAGUCCUGAUACUGAAGGUAUUAUUAUGCUAGGUGAAAUUGGGGGACGUGCAGAGAUUGAAGCUGCUCAAUUCUUGAAAGAACAUAAUAUGAAUAGAGACAAACCUUUACCGGUCUCUUCAUUCAUUGCAGGGAAAGUUGCUGGACAAAUGAAAGGUGUUAGAAUGGGUCAUUCCGGUGCCAUUGUCGAAGGUCAUGGUACCGAUGCCGAAUCAAAGAAGAAAGCUCUAAGAGAUAUAGGUGUCGAUGUUGUUGAAUCUCCUGGGUUCUUAGGUCAAUCUUUAGUAGAUCAAUUCAAUAGAUUGAAAUGA
This is a messenger RNA of Maudiozyma barnettii, 987 nucleotides long. RefSeq names its product succinate--CoA ligase (GDP-forming) subunit alpha (gene LSC1). Gene Ontology annotation, molecular function: succinate-CoA ligase (GDP-forming) activity; succinate-CoA ligase (ADP-forming) activity. Lineage: Eukaryota; Fungi; Ascomycota; Saccharomycetes; Saccharomycetales; Saccharomycetaceae. The transcript has a single exon. The record is from RefSeq and is a predicted model, not a curated record. Gene Ontology annotation, cellular component: mitochondrion; succinate-CoA ligase complex (ADP-forming). The coding region runs from base 1 to 987 and encodes 328 amino acids. Gene Ontology annotation, biological process: tricarboxylic acid cycle.